This is a messenger RNA of Monopterus albus (swamp eel), 1076 nucleotides long. Its product is annotated as deoxynucleoside triphosphate triphosphohydrolase SAMHD1-like. Lineage: Eukaryota; Metazoa; Chordata; Actinopteri; Synbranchiformes; Synbranchidae. Gene Ontology annotation, cellular component: nucleus. Gene Ontology annotation, biological process: dGTP catabolic process; regulation of innate immune response; defense response to virus. The record is from RefSeq and is a predicted model, not a curated record. The transcript has 8 exons. The annotation marks the transcript as partial. Gene Ontology annotation, molecular function: dGTPase activity.
UUUUGCAGCAGAACACUCCUGCUGUAAUUGUGGAAUGUUUCUCUCUCUCUCUCAGGGUGGCGUACUUAGCAGGAGAGCUUGCAAAAGCUCUGAAAACAAAGCAGCCAGAACUUGGAAUCACCAAUGAAGACAUCCUUUGUGUGCAGAUUGCAGGUCUUUGCCAUGACCUCGGUUGUGUUACCAGGUACUUGGAGUGUGGUGAAACCACAGUUGUUGGUGUCUUCAUCCUUACUGUUCACAGGCUCAUCUGUGGUGAUUUCCUCAGUCUCCACUUUCGUGCUGAGGAGGUGUCUGCGGUUUCUUUGAUACACCUGACCAUCCGAAAUGCGCACAUGCAUGAGGAAAACUCUAUAAAGAUGUUUAACUACCUGGUGGAAGUUAAUCAGCUGAAGCCGUACAUGAAGACACACAACCUGAACGUUGACGAUGGGGAAGAGGACCUGGAGUUCAUCAGGGAAAUGAUUAGCGGACCUAAGCAGAAUAACGGAGCUCAAAGCCAACAGUGGCCAUAUCAAGGUCGCUCAGAAGAGAAAUCCUUCCUCUAUGAAAUCGUGGCCAACAAAACAAAUGGCAUUGAUGUGGAUAAGUUUGACUACUUUGCCAGGGACUGCCACCACCUGGGAAUCCAGAACAACUUUGACCAUCGCCGCUUUCUAAAGUUUGCCAGGGUGUGUGAAGUUGACGGACAGAAGCAAAUCUGCUUUAGAGACAAGGAGGCAUACAAUCUGUUUAACAUGUUCCACACUAGGUACUCUCUCCACAGAAGAGCCUACAAGCACAAAGUGACCAAAAUCAUAGAGCUAAUGAUCAAAGAUGCCUUUUUAAAAGCAGAUCCACACAUCCAGAUUAAAGGCUCAGGAGGGGAGAUGCUCACUCUCUCCACAGCCAUACACGACAUGGAGGCCUACACCAAGCUGACAGAUAAAGUGUUUGAAGACAUACUCCACUCUUCCCCUGAUAACCUGAAAGAAGCAAGGGAGAUCCUAAAGAGGAUCAUGUCUCGAGAGCUCUACAAGUAUCUGGGUGAAAUUCCAUUUAAGAAAAACAUGAUGCCAAAACCCAAGGAAACCAUCAAG